AUGGAUUCGAUGCCAAAAUUCAUUAAUUCUAAUUAUAACUUACAAUUGUUGAACAAUUGUAGGAGUAUGGAGCAGUGCGAUUCUUAUCAUGGAAGUACUGGUACACCUUUAUCACAGUGGUACAUAAGUGAUGUUGGUUACGGGAAUUCAAAUGACGACAGUAAAACUAUUUCAUUGGAAAGGAUUUACUUAAUUACUCAGCAAAAUCAAGAAAAAUCUGUGCUACCAAUCUCCUUGCUGCCGGUUACCGAGGGGAUGUCCUCAUCCCCUAAGCAUAGGAUUCGGCAGUCCUCAACGGGACUGGAUGAUGCUGGGAUGGACCUACAAGCAAGUCAGCUCGGUACCCGUGCUGGUCAGGAGAUUAGCUCGACGGCUGCUGUAUCAUGGACAAACUGGAAAUUGCCAUUUCCUGUGAUAGUCUGUGCAAUUGCUGGCGCUAUUCUCUUAACUUUCCUGAUCCUCUUAUGGCUCCGCAAGCAAAUGUCGAGUGAAAAGAAGUCUAGUGAUGGAGAUAGACGUGAGUUGGUGGAAAAAGGCGCUGUUGAUGGGUCCUCGUCCUCGUCGUCACUGGAUAAGCCGGGUAAGAGUACCCAAGAAUGGUCAAUGGAAGCUAAAUGGGUUCAUCAGCCAGCUGCUAAGCCAUCGUCAGUUUCCGUGCAAACAGUUCCUGUUACUAGAGCUGUCAGCUUGUCUACUGGCGGCUUAGUUUGCAAUUUACCUCAAGUACUGACUGUCGCAACUCCUGAGAGACGUCCUGAACCCAUUCGCAUAAAGGCCAAAGGGUCUCUUCUUGAACGACGAGGCUCCAGUGCUAGUUUGACGAUCGAGCUGGCCCCUGCGCCCGGCAGUCCACCCCACGUCGUCACUCCAACACGCGAAUGCACCUCUGAGGAAUUUCUUCUCAGCGCUGGAAACGUUCUAUCCCGCAUGCAGUUGAAAAAAGUCAUACAAGAUCCAUCUGCGCUACAUAAAGAAUUUUGGGAGGUCCCGUUAAAUUUACCAGAGAAAGUUGAUAUUUUUGGAGCUGGCGUAAAGAAUAGAUAUUCUGGAGUUCUGCCAAACCCUCAAUCUAGGGUUGUCUUGAGGGGAUCUGAUGAUCCAGUCGCUAGUUACAUCAAUGCUAAUUACAUUCGGGGAUACGAUGGUGAAAGUAAUCGUUACAUAGCAACCCAAGGACCACUUGCCAGCACAGUGGCAGAUUUUUGGCGAAUGGUAUGGAUGGACAAAGUAUCGGGAGUUGUAAUGAUGACGCGGUUGUUUGAAGCAGCUAAGGCCAAGUGUGACGUUUAUUUCCCACUGGAGAACAACAGCCGAAUUCAGGCUGGCCCAUUUACAAUUACCGUCACGUCUAUUACGAACAGAGACGGGUACAUGAUACGUGAUAUCGAGCUAAGACACGAGAAUGAAAGAAGGAAUGUUACGCACUAUUGGUAUGACUCAUGGCCUGAUCAUGCAGUACCUCAAGCCGCGGAUUCACUAGUCAGUUUGGCGGCCGAAAUAAAUACCUUGCCCGGGCCUGUGGUGGUGCACUGUAGUGCAGGGAUAGGCAGAACUGGGUGUUUCAUUGCUCUUGCCACUGGGAUGAUUCAACUCGCCCGAGAUGGCAAUGUUGAUGUUCUAGGAAUUCUCUGUCAAAUGAGGUACGACAGAGGAGGAAUGAUUCAGACAGCUGAGCAAUACGAGUUUGUACACAAAGCUCUCUGUCUGUUUGAGCAGACGCUGGAUGGCAAAGUGCCAACAACCGGCGACUGA
This is a messenger RNA of Cotesia congregata, 1752 nucleotides long. Lineage: Eukaryota; Metazoa; Arthropoda; Insecta; Hymenoptera; Braconidae. The record is from the annotation of a GenBank genome assembly.